AUGUCUGGCUCCGGUGGCUUCGCCGUGUCUCGAGCUCACGGCGGAGACCGAUUCUACAACCCGCCGGCACUUCGGCGGCACCGGCAGUUUUUGCAACAGCAGCAGCAUUUGAAGAGGCAGCAGCGACAGCAGCUUCAGAGGCCGGUGAAGUCGGAGGCAGCGCCGCUGGAGGCGGGGAGUCGUGCCGACUGGGACGAUUUGGCAACGACAUUGUCGAAGCAUCGUUCAGUAUGCUCUUCUUCUUCUUCUCCCAGGCCUCAGACGGAUUUGACUAACUUGGAUCGACUAAUGGAAUCGGUUAGUCCGUCGGUUCGCGCUCAGUACUUGUCCGAGGUGAUGGUACGGGAAUGUAGAGCUCAGGAAUCCGAUAUACAUCCUUACUAUUGCCUUGAGGAUCUUUGGGAGUCUUUCAGAGAGUCGAGUGCAUAUGGGGUGGGAGUCCCUUUGGUGUUGAAUGGGAAAGAUUCAAUUGUGCAGUAUUACGUUCCAUUCUUGUCCGGUAUACAGCUGUAUGUGGAAUCGCUGAAGUCUCCUUCAAGGCUCAGGUGA
This is a messenger RNA of Thlaspi arvense, 549 nucleotides long. NCBI's taxonomy places the organism in Eukaryota, Viridiplantae, Streptophyta, Magnoliopsida, Brassicales, Brassicaceae. The record is from the annotation of a GenBank genome assembly.